CCAAUUCGAAGACCAUCCACUGAACUGACUUAAAGCAUUGAAGAAGCUGCGCGAAAAUCGAAAUGUCUUGAAAAUUUGCGUUUCUCGGCCAUUCGGUUUUUACUGUUCACCGAGUUAAGUUGAUUUGACUACAGAAUGGCGGACGCAGCUCCAGCCCGUGGUGGUUUCCGUGGAGGAUUUGGUUCUCGAGGAGGUAGAGGUGGUCGCGGACGUGGCCGAGGUCGUGGACGCGGUCGCGGCCGUGGCGGCAAGGAGGACCAAAAGGAAUGGGUGCCAGUGACGAAACUCGGACGAUUGGUCCGUGACGGAAAAAUUCGCAGCUUGGAGGAGAUCUACUUGUACUCAUUGCCCAUCAAAGAGUUCGAGAUCAUCGAUUUCUUCUUGGGAUCGGCUCUCCGUGAUGAGGUGUUGAAGAUCAUGCCUGUCCAGAAACAGACACGUGCCGGUCAACGUACGCGUUUCAAGGCUUUCGUCGCCAUCGGCGAUAGCAAUGGACACAUUGGAUUGGGAGUUAAGUGCAGCAAGGAAGUAGCAACCGCUAUUCGUGGCGCUAUCAUCCUGGCUAAGUUGUCAGUUGUUCCAGUCCGCCGAGGCUACUGGGGUAACAAGAUCGGCAAGCCCCACACCGUACCUUGCAAGGUUACCGGCAAGUGCGGUUCCGUAACUGUACGAUUGAUCCCAGCUCCCCGUGGUACUGGUAUUGUAUCGGCUCCAGUCCCCAAGAAGCUUCUCAUGAUGGCUGGUAUCGAGGAUUGCUACACUUCAGCUCGUGGCUCAACUGGAACCUUGGGAAAUUUCGCCAAGGCAACAUACGCUGCCAUCGCCAAGACCUACGCAUACCUUACCCCAGAUUUGUGGAAGGAGAUGCCUCUUGGCAAGACCCCAUACCAAGAGUAUGCUCAGUUCUUGUCUGAGAAUCACAAACCAGGCGGUACUCGCUUAGUUGAAAGCUAAAGUGGGAAAUUUUUCCAAAUAAACGGACUUGAUUAAAACUAAAAA
Hermetia illucens (black soldier fly) is the source of this 999-nucleotide messenger RNA. It is a transcript of the gene RpS2, whose product is annotated as 40S ribosomal protein S2. Gene Ontology annotation, cellular component: cytosolic small ribosomal subunit; ribosome. Bases 136 to 954 code for a protein of 272 amino acids. Gene Ontology annotation, biological process: translation. Lineage: Eukaryota; Metazoa; Arthropoda; Insecta; Diptera; Stratiomyidae. Gene Ontology annotation, molecular function: structural constituent of ribosome; RNA binding. The transcript has 3 exons. The record is from RefSeq and is a predicted model, not a curated record.